AUGGCUGCUCCUGUUGCCGGAAAUGCGCCAAUUUACACUGCAUCACCUUCAUCAUCAAAUUCAAUCAACAAAAACUUUACAACAGCCAAUGCCAGUGCAGCCAUAUUUGCUGGUGGACUUGCCGUAUUACUGGAAGCUAAUCCUAGUUUAACUUUAUCUGAUCUUUUUUAUGUAACUGCAUUUUCAGCGGAUAAAGUAUAUCCAAACUUAAUGAAUUGGGAUGUAAACGCCAUAAAUCUCAAUUACCAUAGAAGAUUGGGUUUCGGAAGAUUAAAUCUCGGUCGAGCCGUUGAUAUUGCAUUAAAUUGGACUUCAACCGGAGAUUUUUAUGAAUAUAAGAUUGAGAAGACCCUCAAUUUAAUUAUGCCAGACAAAGAAUACAAUGUCACUUUUGAUUUUACUGAAGAAGAAGCUAAAUCAGUUUUAUGUGUUAGUUUAUUCUUCAAAUCGAAGAAGCUUUCAUUUGGAUCAUUGAAUCCACAUAUCAUUAGUCCCAAAGGAACAAGGUGCGAAGUGAAACUUAUAACAGAAGCCGACACAACAUCGAAAAUAAGAUCUGUUGAAUUAUUGAGUUAUAAAUUUUUAGGAGAAAAUCCGAAAGGAAAAUGGACUGUUUCUUUUAGAAUAGCGGAUGAUGCUUACCAUGGAACAAUAGAGAAUAUAUGA
Trichomonas vaginalis G3 is the source of this 666-nucleotide messenger RNA. Its product is annotated as islet amyloid polypeptide processing. NCBI's taxonomy places the organism in Eukaryota, Parabasalia, Trichomonadida, Trichomonadidae. The record is from RefSeq and is a predicted model, not a curated record. Gene Ontology annotation, cellular component: membrane. Gene Ontology annotation, biological process: protein processing. The transcript has a single exon. Gene Ontology annotation, molecular function: serine-type endopeptidase activity. Bases 1 to 666 code for a protein of 221 amino acids.